Messenger RNA from Aplysia californica (California sea hare), 3115 nucleotides. RefSeq lists its product as uncharacterized. Gene Ontology annotation, molecular function: metalloendopeptidase activity. Gene Ontology annotation, biological process: membrane protein ectodomain proteolysis. The record is from RefSeq and is a predicted model, not a curated record. NCBI's taxonomy places the organism in Eukaryota, Metazoa, Mollusca, Gastropoda, Aplysiida, Aplysiidae.
GACUGUACCAACCGCUGCUGUAACGCCAGCUCGUGCAAGCUGUACCCGCGGGCCCAGUGUGCCACCGGACGAUGCUGUGACCUGAACCAGUGCAAGAAAUGUAACAGCCGAGGCAACUGUCAUUGUGACAUCGGCUACCGCCCCCCUCUCUGCGACCGGCCGGGGUUCGGGGGGAGUCUGGACAGUGGCCCGGCCACUAACGAGUAUGAUCACCGGCCCACUCGCCGACCCCCUUACAGGCCCACUCGCCGACCCACUCGGCCCACCGUGCGCCCCACUCGCCGGCCCACUUACAGGCCCACUCGCCGGCCCACGCGGCCCACCGUACGCCCCACCCACCGACCCACUUACAGGCCCACUCGUCGGCCCGUUGUACGGCCCACGUGGCCCUCUUGGCCCACUCAGCGACCCACAUGGCCCACCCCCAGACGACCGGUCAGCGGGAGAGGAAGUGGGGGCUCGGGAAGCACGGGGUUCGACCCCCCGCGUGUUACUGUCCCUUCUACUAACUCCACCACUCACACAGAGACACGCCCCGGGGCCAAGAAGAACCUGCUGAUCGCGCUACUGGUGGUGUUCCUCUUGGUGAUUCCGCUGCUCAUCCUUCUGGUCAUCGCCUUCCUCAACAGACGUCGGUUGUGGCACUGGUGGAAGAUCCUGCCUUCCUUCAAGUACAGAGUGCGGUCCCCCAGCAAGAAGCCCCCGCCCCAGCCCCCCCAGCCCAACCCCUCGGUGGGCCAGAGCCGCGCAGACUUCGACCCACCGCGGACCAACCUAAUCUCUAACCCCAUGCUCCAGCACAACAGCGGCACCAUGGAGCGAAAGCCGCGGGUGUGGAACCCUGGCACCGGCGCAGGAAGAACGCCCCCAGUUGUCCCCCCUGGACAAGGCAGAGCACCCCCAGUUGUCCCCCCUGAACGACCCACCGCCCCCAUGAGGCCGUCGUCCCUGGCUAAGACAAACUCCAGCGAGGGAAAGAUGGCCGCCAAGAAGGUUCGCUUGUCGUUUCCCAUACAGGAGACAGAGGGGCCCUCACCCAUGCCUGCUGCGCACAGGUCGGCCAAUCAGGCAAACUCUUCCACCGUAUCGAAACCUGAGUCUGGCAAAAACAUUCCCCAGUCGCCGAAAUCUGGCGGCAUCGUGAAGCGUGAAUCUUUCCGCGGUUCGGAGAUCUCGGAUCCAGUGUUGAUCUGUACGACAAGUCGGAACUCUCUUGUGCUGGCGGACGGGAAUGUGGAUAUCAUCGGCCCCGAGGCUCGGCGUAGCCCCACUCCCAACAAGCCCCUGGCCGUGGCGGUCAAGCGCAGUCAGUCGGAGCGACCCAUCAGCCGACCCGACCCGCUACGCCUCACGGGACAGACUCCGGUGCCCGGCACAACGACCUUGAAGAAGUCCGAGUCGGCGAGAUCUCCCACGAGACUGGCGGCCGAUGGUGGGAGGUCAUUGUCCUCUGGCUUCGCCUUGCGACCUGUACCGCAGAUCCCGUGUGAUGACGAUGAUUAUGACGACGAUGACAACAAUGACGACACACAGCCUCUGUACAGUAACCAGACGGACGGGAUGGGAGACCUCCUGGAUCUCAUCAACCAAGAGCUCACCGACGCUAACAUCUACACCAACUUGCCCAUACAGGAGACCGGUCCCCCCAGCCUGCCCCCGAGAAGUGCCCCGGCGAAAGUACAACAACCGCCGCGGUCCGACUCCACCGCCCGUGCCCCCGCGUCAACAACGGUCAACAGCAAGCCCUCUAUCCUCUCCACCACCCGCCCCACGCCCUCGUCCGCUCACAAAUGCGACACGGACAAGCCACAAACCCACAGCAGAAACUUUCCCUCACAGAAACCAGCGACCGGGUCGUCGUCAUGGCAACAGGUGGGGAGGAACUCGGCAAAUACCGCCCCCUCGACCAAGCCGUCUGAGUCAGCUAAAAAUAGCUCCAGUGACGCGGCGGCAGCGGAGAGUAGGAGCAGCCUCGGCAAGCCGGACGUGAAACUGUCGGUGUCGGAUGAGCUGAGGAAUAGAGUCCUGGCGCGCGCGGGGAAAUCUGCGGGUCAAGGGUCGAGUGGGUCGGGCGCGGCGGGUCAGAAACCCACACCUAGUGGGACCUCGACUGCCGGUCAGCAGAAAUCUGGGCCGGGUACCGCUAAGUCUGUGACGGCAGCAGACGUCCACAAACCAGUGAAGCCGGCGCCCCCUAAGUCCACGUCUGCCGGCAGGGCUCAGGGCAAAGGUCAAGGUCAGAGGAACCUCUCCGACACAACAACCUCCUCUUCCUCUACAGCAGCCAAACCCACAGCGACAAAGCGCGCGCCCACAAAGCCAGCGGCGCCAUCUUCCUCCGGGAAAGUUUCCGCGACGGGUGCUGACAAGUUCAAGGCUACAUCAAAGCCGACCCCUGCCGGCGGCCCCUCGUCUAGAACGUCCAGCGGGCCGCGAGCAGAGAAGGUGGAGGGCGUGGGUUCAAAACCUGGCGAGACAGCGGCACCCCGCUCCAACGUGUCCUCGCUGGCAGCCAAAUUUGCCACGCCCUCAGAGGACACUGGCAGCAAAGUGGUGAGUCGGCGCGUGUCUGACCUUGACAAGAGCUCCAGCCCCGCCUCCGCCAAGGUCACAGGUGGGAGCAGCAAGCCAGAGGUUGCGACCCGGCCCCUCGCUCGGACGGCGUCCAGUGGUGGAGCCUCCCGGCCAGCGUUGCCGCCAAAACCUGGCGACCAGGGAGGGGGAACGUUGCCACGGAAACCGUCGUCGUCGUCUUCGGGACCCCCCAAACGAGUUCAGAGCUACAAGAUCUAAGAUUUGCCUUACUGCCUGUUCCUUUCUUGGGCUCUCUCUCACCUCCAUGACCCCCCACCUUUGACCUUUCAUUCCCCCCCCCCCCUCAAGAUUGAGCGGAUGUUUUCUUCCACUUUAUAUGCGCAGAGAUUGUUGAUUUAGCUUCUUGGAGAAGUUUGACAGCAUUUAGCUCACCGUGAAAGCAUUGUCAGAGCUAGGGGAAACGCCGUUUUGUUUUACUGGAUCAGAAUGUAUGUUUGGUCUAUUUUCUCCCGUCUCUGUCUGUCAGAUGGGAACUUGUGUCUACUUCUGUCUUGUCUUUCUGUCUUGUCUUUCUGUCUUG